This is a messenger RNA of Notothenia coriiceps (black rockcod), 2054 nucleotides long. It is a transcript of the gene phf6, whose product is annotated as PHD finger protein 6. Lineage: Eukaryota; Metazoa; Chordata; Actinopteri; Perciformes; Nototheniidae. The record is from RefSeq and is a predicted model, not a curated record. Bases 153 to 1241 code for a protein of 362 amino acids. Gene Ontology annotation, cellular component: nucleus. Gene Ontology annotation, molecular function: histone deacetylase binding; histone binding. The transcript has 11 exons.
UGAUGCUACUAGUGCGAAAAAGCCAACGAUCACUUCUGAAGGACGGGAAGAAACACAGUCACUUCUCGGAACACUUUCCCAUCUUUUCCACCUCCUCAGCGCCAUAAUAAUUAUAUUAGCAGAGUCUUGGUCCAACCAGAAAGCCUUCGGUCAUGUCGGGACAGAGGAAAGGAGUGGCAGCACGGCUCCUUAAAUGUGCCUUCUGCAGAACCAACCGGGACAAGGAGUGUGGUCAGCUGCUGCUGUCUGACGGCCAGAAGGUGGCAGCCCACCAUAAGUGCAUGCUUUUCUCCUCUGCCCUGGUCACAUCUCACUCAGACAGCGAAAACAUUGGAGGAUUUUCCCUCGAUGAUGUGAAAAGGGAGAUCAAGAGGGGAAAUAAAUUGAUGUGUUCUUCGUGUCACCGGGCGGGCGCUACUAUCGGCUGUGACGUGAAGACGUGCCGGAGGACGUACCACUACUACUGCGCUUUGAAGGACAAAGCCCAGGUCAAAGAGAACCCCUCACAGGGGAUCUACCUUGUUUACUGUCGCAAACACCGGGAUGCCUCUCACGAAGGCAUUGAAGAUGAAGAGGAAGCUGUGGCCGACGAAUCAGACGCGUCGCCUCCACAGAGCAGGGGCAGAGGGAGGUUUGAGAAGGGCAGAUCCAGGGUAGGACCUCGUGGCCAAUCAGAAGACAGCCGCUCAACCUCCUCACAGGUGGCAGACGAGGAGAGUUCCUCCCAUCGGGACAGGUCUCCUCUUCGAUCCAGCCCGGGAGACGGCGGUCAGCGCUGUGGCUUCUGUCAUGCCGGAGAGGAAGAGAAUGAAACGAGGGGCAUGCUUCACUCCGAUAACUCCAAAAAAGUGGCGGCACACUACCGGUGCAUGCUUUUUUCAUCGGGGACAGUGCAGCUCACCACCUCGUCACGGGCCGAAUUUGGAAACUUUGAAGUGAAAACAGUCAUCCAGGAAAUCAAGAGAGGGAAAAGAAUGAAAUGCACACUCUGCUCUCAGUUGGGUGCAACCAUUGGGUGUGAGAUUAAAGCGUGUGUGAAGACCUACCACUAUCACUGCGGCCUGCAGGACAAAGCCAAGUACAUUGAAAAUAUGGCGCGUGGCAUCUACAAACUAUACUGUAAGAACCACAGUGGCAAUGAGGAGAGGGAUGAAGAGGAUGAAGAACGAGAGAAUCGCAGUCGACAGAGAGCAGAAAACAACAACGGAGGAACACCGUCAACGCAAGUCAAUGGCAACUAGGUUAGCCGGAUGGACGUGAUGUGGGGACAAGACAGAAGAGCUCAAAGACGAGGAAGACAUAUCUUUUUAUACUAGAUCUUAGCUUACUCACAAAGUCGUGGUCUACAAGCUCCCGCAAGUCCUUCACAUGUUUUCUUCCAGUAAACAAACACUAUGUGCAGAUGUCCCCUUCAUGUGAAACCCUGUAAAGAGUUGACUGGAUGAGCUUUUCACAGCCUGGUGGCACUCUGCAGACUGCUGCUAGAUCAUGAAAGAAGAGCCAUUUUCAACAAGACCCAAUGUUUAGUUCAAUUUCAUUGCAUUGUUUCUGUGAAUGAGAACCGAUGGACUGAUCUUCUGAUUGUCACUCACUGCCCAUUUAUCCACAGAUUACAUGACACACACACACUUGCUGAAAUCGAUGCAUUCUUGCUCUUCCUUCGCUUCUACAGGACUCACUUUUAAGAGGAGUCUGUUUGUUACUCGUCUCUUUCAAGUGGUGCGGUUUGAUUAGCUUGUUUCUGUAAUCAUGUCUUAAAGAGUACUCUUUUCAUGCUAGCCUUUCUCUUGAUAUGUAAUAUUUUGCUACCGUGUUAUCAUUCAUGAGACAUUUUGAAUAUCUGGAUUUUCAGACGGUCAAGUCCAAGUUUUGCCAGCAUGCCCUUGGAUUCUCCCACUGUUCAAGGUGGCAUUUUUUUUAUUUAGUCACAAAAGGGCAAAGUAGAGCCCUUUAGAGAAGGUGGCUUGACUUUGUUUGAUGUACUGUUACUUGUAUCUCUACCAAUGUAUCCAUGAAUGUUGGGAAAUAGAAAAUAUUUUAUUUUACACAUUUAA